GCUAUUCCACAUUUCGCUACAGCUGCACCACCGCUUACCAGGUACGACGAGUUUCAUGCUGAGAGUGUGCUACGAGAGAGCUAUGGCGUUGGCGUGUCGUGGCCUGCGCUUCGAAGCUUGAGGGUGUGGUGUGUUUAGAGCGUGUUAUUUCAAUCGACCGACCAGAUUUGGCCCUUUCAUCAAGACCACAGCAGAUAAAUGAUACGGCGAGCUUCGGAUAACCCUGUGUUUCCGUGUUUCGUCCUGAAGAACUUGGAGCUCGAGCCGACACGAGCUAAACUUCCCGUAUUCUUUCAACCGUUUGCGGAAGAAUUUGGUUUGCUUGUUUGGCGGCUCCUCCCCGGUCGUGUCGCCGUACCUACUGGCUAGGCAGCCGCCCCAGCGGAAUUGACGAUAGCUAGCUGAUAAAUAUCGCCUCAUUUCACUGCUUGCUGGGAACCACUACGUGUCAUUAUCGCAGUUUAAGAGCAGUUUACAACGCCCCGACGAGAGCCGCGUGCUACGCAGGUGCUCUCCUCCCCCGCCCCCCUCUCCCUUCUUUCCCCAUCUCUCUCUCUUUCUCGCUCUCUUGUCUCCCCCUCUCUCGAUCCCUUUGAUCGGGAAUCUGCGCCGCACUUUCGAGCGUUUGUCAGAUUUACUACUGCUGCUGUAUAGAGCCUCGCAGGAAAAGCGGGGAAAUAUUCGUGUUGGGUUACUUGGGAGCUGGUGCGUCACGCGUCACGCAAAAUAAAAUUCGCCGGGUCGCCAGUUGCCAAUAACCCCCCUAGCGUUCCCCGCUUUCGCAGGUUUCGCGAAUCAUCUAGACGCGACCGGUUCCCCAGCAACAGUUCGAUGUCCUGUUCCCUUAUGCCUGUCGGGCAGAUACAGCAGCAGACGCGUCUCCUCGGGACUUCGUCAGCCUUAGUGUCCUUGUGAUCAAAACUCUACACCGUUGUUGUUGUGUUGCGCAUACACAUGCAUGCUCUCCUUUAAUUUGUUCCCGGAUCUUCAACACUGGAAGAUCAGACUCGUGGGGUGUUGCUUGGAUCGGAUCGCUCUCAAGUCUGGAAUAUUUGCAUGCGGAGAUCCGCAGGGCGAAGCCGAAGUCGCGAGAACCUUGUGUGGCGAGAAAGCACAGAACGGCGGUCAUCCACAAAUAUAAACACAGCACAGCCAUGGUAACCGCGGCGACAACGACCAAGGAGCUGAGUGAGGAAGAAAUCGAAGACUACAAGGAGGCCUUCAGCAACUUCGACAAGGACGGCAACGGGAACAUCGACGAGUUGGAGCUGGGCGUGGUUCUGCGCUCCCUGGGGUACUCUCCGACUAACCAACAGCUCAAGGAGAUGAUGGCCAAGGUAGCCAUGGUAACCGCGGCGACAACGACCAAGGAGCUGAGCGAGGAAGAAAUCGAAGACUACAAGGAGGCCUUCAGCAACUUCGACAAGGACUGCAGUGGGAACAUCGACGAGUCGGAGCUGGGCGUGGUUAUGCGCUCGCUGGGGUACUCUCCGACUAACGAACAGCUCAAGGAGAUUAUGGCCAAGGUGGACACCGACGGCAACGGCGGAAUCUCGUUCGAAGAGUUUGUGGCUAUGAUGCAGCUGGGAGAGGUGGAGACCGACUUCAAGAAGGAGAUCAACGAGGCCUUCAAGUUCUUCGACAAGGAUGGGGAUGGAGAGGUCACCCGCGCGGAGCUCGCCGAGAUCAUGCGAGGCCUUGGCGACACGCUGACGGACGACGAGAUCGACCUCCUUGUCAAGGUGGCCGACAAGGAUGGGGAUGGAGUCAUCAGCAUUGACGAGUGAGUUUUUGUUUUCUUCUGCUCUCUGUUUGUAUGGCAGUUAUGUUUGCUUCUUAAUAUAACACAAUACAUACAUCGCUAUCAUAGAUCAGGGUCUUAGCAUAAAUAAGUUUUUGUGGUUGUAGUCAAGUGUUCCGAAAUCAGCAAUUCAAGAAAUUAAGCCACGGAAAUAUAGCAUACCUGCAUAUGCUCCCAGGUUCGGUGCGCUGCGUCAUGCACUCUAUUUUUUGUUCUUCCACCGUCUCUUGGGCAUACUCCACUUGUUUCAUGGUCAAGUUUGUAACACUUGGCACAUGCUUGCCAUUCCUCGUGCUUAUCGUUGACCCGGGUCCUCAGUUUUGGCCUGCACCCAGGAUGCUCCCGUCCAUAGUUCCACAAUUGUUGUGUCCGUCGCACGCUACUGCUAUACUGCUCUAGAUAGAUCGUGAUUCGCUCGCUUCCUCUGGUUGCCCGGUAUCAGGUACUGCUGGCACGUUGGCGGUUCACUUGUUGUCUCGGUUCUCUCCCCCCUCGGAGGUAUUCAGCAAACGCCGCUCUUGCCGGCGUCAGCUUUCUCAGUCUUUCUGCUGUGGCAGCGAUAUGGAUCAUGGAAUACCAGUAGAGGCAGGUUCAUCUCGUUCAUGUACAG
Ectocarpus sp. CCAP 1310/34 is the source of this 2411-nucleotide messenger RNA. NCBI's taxonomy places the organism in Eukaryota, Phaeophyceae, Ectocarpales, Ectocarpaceae. The record is from the annotation of a GenBank genome assembly.